Scatophagus argus is the source of this 6792-nucleotide messenger RNA. RefSeq names its product CCR4-NOT transcription complex subunit 6. Gene Ontology annotation, molecular function: protein binding; poly(A)-specific ribonuclease activity. The record is from RefSeq and is a predicted model, not a curated record. Bases 169 to 1845 code for a protein of 558 amino acids. Gene Ontology annotation, biological process: nuclear-transcribed mRNA poly(A) tail shortening. Lineage: Eukaryota; Metazoa; Chordata; Actinopteri; Scatophagidae. The transcript is spliced from 12 exons. Gene Ontology annotation, cellular component: cytoplasm; nucleus; CCR4-NOT complex.
GACCGUCCGCGCGCUGACCAAUAGGAUCAACUGCUGUUAUCGGCAGAGAAAAAAAAAUCCUCACAGUCGCCAUGAUACAGCAGCGGAAACGGGCGAGAAGUAGCUAGAAAACAAAAGAGAACACGCAGUCGUCCUCGCGAUUUGGUAUGCUCUUGCAGUGUUAUAGGAAUGCCCAAGGAAAAAUAUGACCCGCCAGAUCCCCGGCGGAUGUACACAAUUAUGUCCAGUGAGGAGGCAGCAAAUGGGAAGAAGUCAUACUGGGCAGAGCUGGAGAUCAGCGGGCGAGUAAGGAGUCUCAGCACAGCCCUGUGGUCUCUCACCCACCUCACUGCCCUGCACCUCAGUGACAACUCACUGUCACGAAUCCCGCCAGACAUUGCCAAACUACACAACCUGGUGUACCUGGAUCUCUCAUCCAAUAAGAUCAGGAGCCUGCCGGCAGAGCUCGGCAACAUGGUUUCUCUCAGGGAACUACUUUUAAAUAACAACCAGUUGCGGGUUCUGCCAUUUGAAUUGGGGAAACUGUUUCAGUUACAAACACUGGGGUUGAAAGGAAACCCACUUGCACAAGAAAUUAUGAGCCUCUACCAGGAACCUGAUGGCACACGGAGACUGCUCAGCUACUUGUUAGACAAUCUGGCAGGGGCUAUCAAGCGCAUACCAACAGAGCAGCCCCCGGCUCGGUCAUGGAUCACACUCCAGGAACCUGACCGAACAUGGCCAUCAGCACUGUUCUCUGUGAUGUGCUACAAUGUACUAUGUGAUAAAUAUGCCACACGACAGCUAUAUGGCUACUGCCCGUCUUGGGCUCUAAACUGGGACUACAGGAAAAAAAAUAUCAUGCAGGAGAUCUUGGGCUGCAAUGCGGACAUCAUCAGUCUGCAGGAAGUAGAGACGGAGCAGUACUACAAUUUCUUCCUGCCCGAGCUGAAAGAGCAGGGAUAUGACGGGUUCUUCAGUCCAAAGUCACGAGCCAGGACUAUGUCGGAGUCUGACCGAAAACACGUGGAUGGUUGUGCAAUUUUUUACAAGACGGAAAAGUUCAGUGCAGUGCAGAAGCACACAGUGGAGUUCAACCAGUUGGCCAUGGCUAACUCUGAAGGCUCAGAGGCUAUGCUGAACAGGGUGAUGACCAAGGACAACAUCGGAGUAGCUGUGCUGCUUGAAGUCCGCAAAGAGAUGAUGGAGGUCUCCUCUGGAAAGUCACUCCAUGGCAUGGAGAAGCAGCUGCUCCUGGUAGCCAAUGCCCACAUGCACUGGGAUCCAGAGUACUCUGAUGUCAAGCUGGUCCAGACCAUGAUGUUCCUGUCAGAGGUGAAGAAUAUAGUGGACAAGGCCACACGCAGCCUGAAGUUGUCCUCUGUCUCUGGUGAGACCAAUGCCAUUCCACUGGUGCUGUGCGCUGACCUCAACUCCUUGCCUGACUCUGGCGUAGUGGAGUACCUAAGCUCUGGUGGAGUGGACUGCACCCACAAGGACUUCAAAGAGCUUCGCUAUAGCGACAGUCUCACCAAAUUCAACUGCAAUGGCAAGAACAGCACGUCCAAUGGUAUGAUCACCCACGGCUUCAAGCUGAAGAGCGCCUACGAAAACGGCCUGAUGCCUUACACCAACUACACCUUCGACUUCAAGGGUGUCAUCGACUAUAUUUUCUACUCAAAGCCUCACCUGAACGUGCUGGGCAUCUUGGGCCCCCUGGACCCCCACUGGCUCGUAGAGAACAAUGUCAGCGGCUGCCCACAUCCGCUCAUCCCCUCCGACCACUUCUCCCUCUUCGCCCAGCUGGAGUUGCUCCUCAACGUGCCCCCCCAGAUCAAUGGGCUCCAUAUGCCAUCACGCAGGUAGUGAGACCCUGCCGUACCACCAGGGGCGAGCUGCAGCCACAGCCUCUCCCUUUCCAACCUUCCUCCCUCUCACUACCAGCUCUUCCCUCCACAAAGGAGGAGGAAGACAAAACAACACAACCUGUAAAAUAUUCGUACAGUGAGGUCUGGCCGACAGGGAUUUCGUAUAAUGUUAUAGAUAUUCUAUAUUUUUCUUUUUUCUUUCUCCGUUUUUCACUUUUGUUCUUUUUUUAACUGCUUCAUACUUUGUGUUUUGGACUCCCUUUCCUCCUGAGUAUCCACCCACCCACUUUGCUUUUGUCUUUCAAACUAGAGGGGAUGGUAGCUCAUUCAGAUUUGUCACAUGGGGCACUGUUUGGUUUAACAGCAAUGGGAAACUGGGAAGUGGCUGAAGGUACAGCAUUCACCUGAUAAGCUCCAUAGCUGAUGGUCUGAUUGUCUGUCUGUCCUGUAUAAAUCUGAAACCAGCAAAGACAGCAGACUUGUCCAUCUCAGACCCCCAUCACUUGCUUGUGCUCGUGUGCCCCUGGUUCUCUGGGCAGCCUGCAUACCUUGUCAGUCUUUCUAGGAUGCACACGUUUGUUGAGUCGGAUGUUGUUGAGUUAGAGCAGCUUUUUUUAGCUGUUACUUAAGCGUCCCUGGAGGUGGAUGUAGUGCAGCUUGUAUGAGGUGACAUUUUCUGCUGUCAUUCUGUGGUGCUGAGGCCUUUUUGUGUGGUCGCGGCCUCCUUUGGUGCUACAAGAUAGUCAACACCUCUGGCCUCGGCCCUGGUGCAUUAGCUACCGAAAUCCACAGAUGCCUCAAGAACCAGACAUCGAAGAACUACAUUUGCCCAAUUUCACAUUGGUGACGUGUAGCGGUUAUUUGUUAAGGAACGACAUGGUGAGAAUCUGAGAGCAGCUACCAUCCUGUUGGCAGACUGUUUCACCCCAGCUUGUAUAGUUGUUAGGCUAGUCUUGUGCUUAGGAACUUAUUGUGGCCCACCUGCCACCAUUUUUUUUUUUUUUUUUUUUUUUUUUUUUAGUCAAGGGGCAAGGGAUUUAGGUUGAUGGGCAAAGCGAUGAGGGGCUUUCGCAUAUGUUUUCUUUGUCUUGAUUGUUUUUAGGCAGAGAGAGCGAGUAAUGGCUGAUACACAGGAGUAAAACCAGCAUUCCUCUCACUGUCUGGAGUUGCCAUCCAACUCCACACAUGCAAGCUUACACACACAUGCACACACAGGCACGCACGCACACACACUCACACACUCACUCACACUCACUUGCAUACACAGGUAAUUUGCAGGCAGAUGUGUAGCACUGUCUCCAAGGCCAGUAGUGACUUUCCCCAGCCAUAAAUUCCAUACACAAAGGCAGUGGUUUUUUCACAAGUGUUUGUACAGAAUAGCAAUCUAGACUCAGUCUUUACAUGAUUGUAUAUGAACCACAAAAGACCUGUUUUCUGGCGUUUUUUGUACUAAGAGUAAAUUAUGAUCGGGUUUGAAAAAAGAUUGUAUUGUAAACUAUGGCUAAAUUUUUAUCCAGUUAAUGUUAAGAUGAAUUGAUAUUACCAGCCUGUACAAAAGACGUAAGAAGAGGUUGUUCAGGGCGUUCACUGUCACCACUUUGCACUCCUUAGUGAUUAACUGUAAUUAAUGUAUCGGUAUUGUUUAUUUUAUUGCCCCCACCACCCCGAGCUGUUGAUUUGAUUUGCUGGCACAUUGCUGCAAUUGUAAAUAGACACAGAGUUAAUUCUGCUUGUUGCUUUUUGCCCAUUAACAAAGCCAUUGAUCCACACUGCUGCCAUCAGUUCAGACACAAGGACAUGCAAGGAUGAGUCGCAGCCCACCAGUGAGUCCACAUCUGUUCGAGAGAUUUUACAUACACUCCUACCAGUGGCAUGUGACUGAUACAACCUAUAUAAAUCCCACUUGUACAACAAAACAUCGUGCCUCACUGUAGCAGUUGUUGUCUUGCACUAUUUCCAUAUGACGAACGCCCGAACAACCUUUUCUCCUUUUAUUUUUAAAUACUGUUGAGACAUUUGUGAAGAUUUUAUGUCCUUUUAUUGGGUUUUUUGUUAAUGUUGAUUUCCUUUUUUAUGAGCUGUGACAAUGUUAUGAUGAUGUGUAUAUCCUUCCUAUUCAUUGAGCUCUCCAGAAAUGAGGUAUGCUUUCUCCACCAACCCUUUCUCCUCUCCUCAAAGGAACACAAGUCGGAUUACUUUCCUGAAUCCACACUCCAGGAUUGUUUUGCUUCUUCUUUGUACCUUAGCACAUACACAGACCCCUAAAAUAUGUAGCCCUUAGCUUCCUACCUGGCCAUGAGUUUUAAAUCUCCUUAAGCCUGUCCAUCGCCCUAUACCUCAGACUUUCCCUGCCCACUGUAUUAUUCAAGCAGUGUCUUUUAAACCCCCUCAGCUCAACCACUUUGUAUAGUUCUUGUACCCUCAUUACUGCAGCUAUAGUGCCAUCUGUGGACCCCCUACCUCUGUAUUGGAAAAGGUGGAAGGCCCACUUUGCUCUUGCUUUUGGAGGAACAAGGGAGGAAGGGCUCCGAGUUCAGCUGUAUCUCUCUGAAAGCCAGCAAGUGCAAUGCUAUCAAUCACACUUACAUCCCAAACAAACACAAAAACAUGUCAGCGGUGAGCCGAUUACAUCAACAGCCAUGCUUUUACACAGAGGACAACUGAUGAUGAGCACUUAGUUGAUUCAGAUGCAGCUCCCCUCACUCCCUGUUUAGCGAAUAAAGAGUUCAUUAAUGUAUAUGCUAAAAUGACUUCUUUUUUUUUAAAGCAAGAGGGAAGCAAGUAAAUAGGAAGAUUAGUCCUCAGAUCAAAGUCUCUUGUCCCAUUUUAUUUUUUCCCUACAUGUUUUUUUAAAUUGUUUUGUUUGUAUUCCAAUGGAAACUGUCCAGUUUGAUUUUUUUUUUUUCCUGAAUGGCAUUAGUAUUGUAGUAGAUUUAAAGCCUAGCUUUUUGUAAAGUGUGAAUAAAAGAUGUAUCUCAUGUUUCCUUUCUAAAAAGAUAUUGAAUUGUGUUGUUGAUGUGUAAAUCAUGAAUUCUAUGAUCGUGUUAUGUUUGCUACAUUGUUUUUACCUUUACUCCAUAUAUUUUUUAGACAUGCUCUUGUUCCCAUCACAAACCAAAUCCUCUGUAAAAAUUCUGAGGAGACGUUGUCUUGAAUGGUUGGUCAGAGGAGUUGAAUGUUCCUUAUGUAGCCUUGUAGAAUGAAGGAUUGACUGCUUAUUGGAGGAAAAAUACAUGAAUCAUUGCAAUCAGUUUAAAAAAAAAACUUUCAGCACAGGGAUAUUCAAUUUAUUUUAUUUUAUUUUAUUUAUUUUUUUUUACCUUUCAGCUUUAUUUUGGAUGUUGCAUGGUGCUAGCUGGAGAGAGCUAGUGUCUGUAGGUUAGGGCAGCAGAGCUGUCUUGCUAGUGGCUGCAGUUCAGUACUAGAGAACACUGUUCUGACUGGUGUAAAAUGUAUUUGUAAGACUAAGCUAACGACUUGCCGCUGGUCACUAGACUGGUCCUGUGAUGAUUUUGAGUACUCCUAGUCCAUUUCACUCUGUUCUUGUGCAUCACAGUGGAUAAAUUUGUUACCCUAGCUAGCUACUAUUGAUAGUCACUGACUUUAUUCUUAAAUCUUUUCUAUUGUCGACUCCCCCUUCCUCUUCACCAGAGACUAUGACUUCUGACUGAAAGUCUGGCAAAUCACAGAGCUGAGUUAUGUCACCCUGUAAGCUUCAGCGAGUGCUCACAUUGUUGGCUUUGUACUUUCCACUGUUGCAUUGUGUUUCAUAGCUGGCUUGUUAGGUGUAGAGACAUUUUUCCCAGGCUGCAUCUCUUUGUAAUGGUGCACACCAAAGCUGCUUGCAGUUCAGUUCUGUUGUAGAGCAAGUUCUUUCACCAAGUAGUCACACUUAUUUUAUUUUUUUUUAUUAUUAUUUUUUAAUUCUUACCUAAAUCAUAGUCUUCAUGAAGUGUUAGGGCUGUAAGGAAAGCAAGGUACUUUGUCCCUUUCCUUGAAUUUCAUCCAUAUUGCAUUCAUAUUCGUAUGUGUCGUGGCAGGGUCACAUGUAAGCGAAUGCAGGUGAACGACCAUCGCCUGCCUGUGCAGAAUGGCCAGCGACACAUGGAAAUCACUUUGCUCGUCUGUAGCUCGUUGGGGGGGGGGGGGCAAAUGCACACACAUCUUUACUUUUGGCUGUGGCUGCGACUACUGAUGCUAAUACUUUAUUUGCCCCUCGCUCGCAUUCGCAAGUGUGGCCGUACCCUCACUCUUGUUUCCCAGCUCAUUUAAAUGCACCCUUUUACAAAAAGAACCUUGGCAAUAAUACCCAGAAAUAUUCAUACACGCUCAGAAUGGUUUUUAAAUAUUUUAUCUGGAAAAUGUAGCUAUUUCAUCUUUCAAACUGUGGUCGUUUUUUUCCUCUUUCGAACUCUCCCGUCUUCAGCCUUCUUGACUGUUUCGUUACCUGAACACCUUUAUAUGCUUUCUUUUCCCUCUUUUAUAAUCCAUCUUGUAUAUUUGCUCAUCUUCUCCCUGCUGAUCUAGUGGUUGUUGUUCAAUGAUCAGGAUUGUCUAUUUGUAGUCAUCUGAGUACAUAUAUUGAUCUGUGUCACUGUGUUUAUGCACUGGACCAACUAUUGUUUACCAUUCAUGAAAUACCAGCAAAAAAAAAAGAAAAAAAAAAGGAGAAUAAUAACAAAACACUUGCACAAUGUUGUAGAAUGUCCAUUAACCCAGAUGAGAAAUCAAGGCAGCUGUUUUCAAAUCAACACAUACUGUUUUAAGAAGAAUUUGAAUGGUAAACAAUGCUUUCUGUUGUACCCCUUAGCCGUCCUCUCGAUUCUCUUUGGACUAGUUUUGUUUCUUUAUUUUUUCCGUUUGACUACAGGUUCUGCUUGUUUCCUUUACACCUACCUAUGUAUUUUCCUACUUCUGGUUGAAAAUAAAUUCUAUAUUAUCUGUU